Messenger RNA from Salvia hispanica, 1515 nucleotides. The record is from RefSeq and is a predicted model, not a curated record. Lineage: Eukaryota; Viridiplantae; Streptophyta; Magnoliopsida; Lamiales; Lamiaceae.
AUGUUGCCUGCGAGGCCUGGUAGUCAUGAACGUGAUGAUGUGUCGCUGCUUGUGGAGGAGUAUCACGAGGUCAAUCGUGUGAAUAGGCUGUUGUUUACAGCUAUUCUGGAAUGUAUGCGCGACAGCCGAUCACUUCGUCAACGACGAUUAAAUGUUCGGCCUUACCAGAUAAUAGAACGUGUUCCGGCACAAGUCGCUCACCUAACGCGUCUUGUAGGCCUUACUGAUGUUGAUUGCAUAAACAAUCUUAGAAUGGAUCGUAAUACAUUUGGUCGAUUAUGCAUUCUACUCCGCGAGCGGACUGGGCUGAUUGACGGAAGGUGGGUUAAAGUCGAAGAGCAAGUUGCAAUGUUCCUCGGUGUUUUGGCACAUCAUAGCAAAAAUCGCAUUGUGGGCUUCAAUUUUCGUCGCUCAUUGCAAACGAUAUCACACUACAUUCACUCAAUUUUGAGUUCAAUAUUGCAACUUCAUGGAGAUCUUCUAGUUACACCUGAACCCGUAAAUGAUGGUUGUACAGAUCCACGGUGGAAGUGUUUUCCGGGCUGCUUGGGUGCUUUAGAUGGCACGUACAUAAACGUGACAGUGAGCAACGCAGACAAAGCAAGAUACCGAACUCGGAAGGGCCAAAUAUCGACGAAUGUACUGGCUGUUUGCGACAGAAAGCUUCGUUUUGUUUAUGUUUUAUCUGGCUGGGAGGGCUCAGCCGGUGAUUCUCGAAUCCUAAGAGAUGCAAUCAAUAGACCAAAUGGACUUAAAGUCCCUAAAGGAAGCUACUACUUGUGUGAUAAUGGGUAUGCGAACAGCGACGGAUUUCUCACACCGUACAAAGGUGUGAGGUAUCAUCUCAAAGAAUGGGGCCCCAAUGCUAUUCGUCCACAGAAUCCAACUGAAUUAUUCAAUAUGAGGCACACGAAAGCGCGGAAUGUUAUCGAACGAGCAUUUGGUGUGAUGAAAAUGCGAUGGGGAAUUCUCCGUUCCCCAUCUUACUAUCCGAUUGAAAUACAAAAUAGACUUAUAAUGACUUGUUUCUUGCUCCAUAACUUCAUCAGAGGUCAAAUGGACUCUGAUCCAUUUGAAAUGCAGCUUGAGCCAGAGAACUUAUCUGUGGAAGAUGUGCUUGAAAAUGCAGAAGUAGAUUUCGUUGAGUCAAUAGAUCCUACAGCAGAAUGGAAUCAGAAAAGAGACAAUCUUGCCAUAUCCAUGUGGAAUCAAAAACAUGGAGUUGAAGCAUGACACCGCCGCGGAGGGGCCACCCUGUGCGUGUGGGGCUGGUAACAUGUUGGCGCUACGCGCGGGGGAAGCUGCAAUGAAUCCUGGCCGUUAUUACUACAAAUGCCCCAAUUAUGAAAACCAUGUGAAAUCUUUUAUUUGGUGUGAUGAAUACCAGAACAGGAAAAGAAGUCCUACGGAGCGGGUUACAUCGGGGGCUGGGCAAGUGCAUGCUGAUCGCCUACUCCAUAUCCAAGCCCUCUUCAUGUUUAUGGCUAUUGUAAUAUUUUUAUUUGGGAUUGUAAU